Myripristis murdjan (pinecone soldierfish) is the source of this 970-nucleotide messenger RNA. RefSeq names its product ubiquinol-cytochrome c reductase complex assembly factor 4 (gene uqcc4). Bases 85 to 501 code for a protein of 138 amino acids. The transcript has 2 exons. NCBI's taxonomy places the organism in Eukaryota, Metazoa, Chordata, Actinopteri, Holocentriformes, Holocentridae. The record is from RefSeq and is a predicted model, not a curated record.
CACCCGGAAGAAUUUCGGCGUUGCACAACGUUGUGUUACAUGACCUCGCGUCGAGCUCUUUACCUAAGAUGACCACCGUCAGAAAUGUCUAGAGGACGUGUUUUGGUUAGUUUGGCACGGUUCUCCUUGAACCGUGGGGUAUCGGCUCACCACGCGACCACAACACCGAGGCUGAACCAUGCCCGGUCCCUCGCCGUGGCCUCCCAGAGGUGGGCCCGGUCCAAAGAGGAGGACGAGGAGGUGAACAGCGAGCCCAUCAAGUUCACCACCAGCAAGGCCAGCCACAGGUCCUGGAGGGUGGACCGCUCCAUGGGGAGCCAGUUCCAGCGGCCGCUGCGGAAGGUGCUUCCCAUCAGCCUGCUGGGCAUCGGCUUCCUGCUGUGGUGUGCGUUCAGAGGGGAGACGGACAUUGACGCUCAGCUGGAGAAACACCUCUAUGAGAAUUUUCCUGGCCUGCUCUCAGACGAAGAGCCGGAGCAAACCACAAAUAAACCGAGUUAACGCCUCUGGGACUUUAUAUGAUGUACAUAUUAGAGGUUGUAUUUAUUAUCCGAUGUGUCUUCAUGAUGCUGCGUGGCACCACCUCGCUGGAGGCGCCGUGUUGAUGCCGUCCAGUGGAGUGCUGCGUCCACAGAGCAGGAAGUACCUCACUUUUCCUCACUGCUAUGCUGUGGGGAGAUGAUUGUUUUACCAUCAGACCUUGUCUGUCAUUUGUCUUGAUUUGCUGAGUCAAGCACAACUUGAGUAUACUAGUAAAAUUUCAGUUAUGAAUACAGAAAUGACAUGUUGAUUGAACUGCCUUGAUUAGAUUCACUCAUGUAACAGGACAAUUUAUUCUGCCUUGUUUUGCAUAGGAAACUCGGCUUAAUGGAGCAUACUGGCAUAAUCCAAAUUUGCCACAAACUGUACUGAUAACUUUUGCCAGAUCAUCACCAAAUCAUUUGCUGGUUUAAUAAAACUUAUUAAUGUG